Molecule: messenger RNA, 2028 nt
Organism: Chaetura pelagica (chimney swift)
Lineage: Eukaryota; Metazoa; Chordata; Aves; Apodiformes; Apodidae
Gene: SGIP1
Product: SH3-domain GRB2-like (endophilin) interacting protein 1
Exons: 25
Coding region: 1-2028 (675 amino acids)
Biological process (GO): clathrin-dependent endocytosis; clathrin coat assembly
Cellular component (GO): clathrin-coated pit; plasma membrane; clathrin-coated vesicle
Source: RefSeq, a predicted model, not a curated record
AUGGAUCCCAUCUGCUGGGAGUUCCUGGCACCCCAGAAGAUCCCUUCAUUCCUGGUCAUGCUAUGCUUGCUGUGGGAGGAGGAGAAGGGAAGACUGAAGAAGCGGACCAGGAAGGCCUUUGGGAUACGCAGGAAAGAGAAGGACACUGAUUCCACAGGGUCUCCUGACAGGGACGGCAUCCCUCCCAGCCCUCAGCCCAAUGAGCCACCUUGCAAUAGCAAACCCGAGAGUGCCCGGGAAGGAGGCAAAAAAAAUGGGAAGAAAACCAAUGGAGCCCCCAAUGGAUUUUACGCCGAGAUCGACUGGGACAGAUACAAUUCCCCUGAGCUUGAUGAGGAGGGAUACAGCAUCCGACCGGAGGAACCAGGCUCUACCAAAGGAAAGCACUUCUACUCCUCCAGCGAGUCGGAGGAGGAGGAGGAGGCGCACAAGAAGUUCAACAUCAAGAUCAAGCCCUUGCAGGCCAAAGAUGUCCUGAAGAGCGCGGCCACCGUGGACGAGCUGAAGGCCUCCAUAGGCAACAUUGCACUUUCUCCCUCCCCCGUGAGGAAAAGUCCGCGGCGCAGCCCGGGGACGAUUAAAAGGAAUUUAUCCAGUGAGGAGAUCGCGCGGCCCCGGCGCUCCACACCCACCCCGGACCCUGCCAGCAGGAAAGCCGGGGAGGACGCAGCCGCGCUGGCCCCGCUCUUUGGGCCCCCUCUGGAAUUGGCCUUUGAGGAGCAGAAGCUGGAGGCCACUCUAGAUCAGCCUGAGAUCUGGGGUUCAGCCCAGCCCCUCAACACAAGUGUAGAGUCCCCAAAGCUACCGAGACCUUUUCCAACUGGAACACCCCCACCCCUCCCACCGAAGAACAUCCCAGCCACGCCGCCGCGCACCGGCUCCCCUCUGACCGUGGGAAUAGCACCCCCACCCCUCCCACCGAAGAACAUCCCAGCCACGCCGCCGCGCACCGGCUCCCCUCUGACCGUGGGAAUAGGGCCCACGGGCUCCUCUGCUGCAUCUUCUGGGAACAGAAGUGCAGGGCAGGAAAGGAAGGCUGGAGGGUCUCACCUGCUGAUGGAGCCUGGUGCUGUGUUGUCCAGGCCUUUUAGCCCUCCUAUUCACUCAUCCAGCCCUCCUCCGAUAGCACCUUUAGCCCGGGCUGAAAGUACAUCUUCCAUAUCUUCCACCAACUCCCUGAGCGCAGCCACCACUCCCACCGUCGAGAAUGAACAGCCUUCCCUCGUUUGGUUUGACAGAGGAAAGUUUUAUUUGACUUUCGAAGGUGCCACCCACCUGUCCAGGUGCAUCGUGAAGAUCACGGGGGAGAUGGUGCUGUCGUUCCCCGCCGGCAUCACCCGGCACUUCGCCAACAACCCCGCGCCAGCCGUGCUCACCUUCCGGGUGCUCAACUACAACAGGCUGGAGCACGUCCUGCCAAACCCACAGCUCCUCUGCUGUGACAACACGCAGAGUGACACCACCACGAAGGAGUUCUGGGUCAACAUGUCCAACCUGAUGACUCACUUAAAGAAGGUAUCGGAACAGAAACCACAAGCCACCUAUUACAAUGUGGAUAUGCUCAAGUACCAGGUAUCUGCCCAGGGUAUUCAGUCUACUCCAUUAAACCUUGCAGUGAGCUGGCGGUGUGACCCUGCAAGCACUGACCUCCGCAUCGACUACAAAUACAAUACAGAGGCAAUGACCACCCCUGUGGCUCUAAACAACGUCCAGUUCCUCGUCCCUGUCGACGGAGGAGUAACAAAACUUCAAGCUGUGCUUCCUCCUGCUGUCUGGAAUGCUGAGCAGCAAAGGAUAUUGUGGAAGAUCCCUGAUAUCUCCCAGAAGUCAGAAAAUGGAGGUGUGGGGUCCCUGCUGGCCCGAUUCCAGCUCUCAGAGGGGCCCAGCACCCCGGCCCCCCUGGCCGUGCAGUUCACCAGCGAGGGGAGCACCCUGUCCAGCUGCGACAUCGAGCUCGUGGGUGCCGGCUACCGCUUCUCCCUCAUCAAGAAGAGGUUUGCAGCAGGUAAAUACUUGGCUGAUAACUGA